Molecule: messenger RNA, 1444 nt
Organism: Rhipicephalus microplus (southern cattle tick)
Lineage: Eukaryota; Metazoa; Arthropoda; Arachnida; Ixodida; Ixodidae
Molecular function (GO): sequence-specific DNA binding
Source: RefSeq, a predicted model, not a curated record
GCCACAGAACACCUCCCAGUGGCUGAGCGUCUAGCGUUGUUAUGGUAGUGUAUAGGUGUUCUGUGGUUGUUCUGCAACGUUUCGCGCAUGUCUCAGCAUCCGAGAACGCCUUUAGCGUAGCUUUUCUGAGACGUUUUACUGCCAAUGUCCACUAUGAAGGUCGCUAGCGGACCGUGACGUGUCGAAACACGGUAGGUCGUCUCCACGUCUUCAACGGAGGCGCGCUUUCAAAGGUGUUCUGUGGCACAACGAUCAACUAAAGAACCAUGGGAAAGUGCUGCAUCCCGGGUUGUCGCAACUCCCGCGAGCGUAUACCGGGCCUCACGUUCCACCAAAUUCCUUCCAACGAACCGUAUCGCACCUCGUGGAUCGAGGCACUUACCAAAGCCGGCGUCAAGGCGUUCACCGAGUGGACCCUGGUCUGCGGCGAGCACUUCAGGCCCGAAGACUACAAGAUGACGGUGCGAAAGAACUUCCUGCUGCCGUCGGCCGUGCCGUCCACGUUCACCAUCAAGCCGUGCAAGAACGCGCCCAAGAAACGCGGUCGCAAGCCCAGUGCCUUGCUCCAGCAACAGCAAGAACAGUUAGCUGCGGCGCGAGCUGGAGCGCCGCAGAGAGUCACAGUUCUGAGGUCCGUGGUGGCUGAAGGGAACGAUUUCGCUGAUGAUGGCGACGAAGACUACGACCCCGUGAGUGACGGCGUGCGACGUAGAGGGCGUCCUCGCAAGCGUAAGGUUUUUACGGACAUGGUGGUCUACAUGCCCAAACUGACGUCCGACGAUCAGCGCGACGAGAACGGGCAGACGCAGGCGAUCACCCUGACGUUCCCGCGAGAAGACGGGGACGAGCGCGUCGACGCGACGUCGUCCUCAGGGACGCUGGAGACAUCGGAAGCCGUGCGUAGCGAAGCGGUGGCCUCUGACGCGGAGGCGCUACAGGGUAUCGAGGACGUCACGGAGCAGCAGCCGCCGAAGAACCUCAACGUCAUCGUGUUCACGAAUCAGGCGCGCCCCGCUUCGACUUCCACGAAUAGUCGAACCGACGACCACAGUAGUGCUGGCGCUGUCGUCGAGCCCUCGUCUGACUACCCGGGCAAUCCGAGGCGACGCUGCUGCCAGAUUCAGACGCAGCGGCUGCUAUUUUACAAGAGCGUCAUCACCAAGCUUAGGAAACGUGUGCUGGCCUUGGAGGCCAGUUUAGCCGAGAAAGAAAAAGAACUGGCUUCGGUCGAAGCCCAGGGAGACCUCGACAUGCUUUUGUAGCCACCGGUUUUUAGGAACACACAGUGGCAAUGACACAAGGCUGUCAUUGCAUUGAAGAUACUAUGCACAUGCUUUAGUUGACGUUGUUCAAGUGUGACAUUUAUAAAAUGAGGCGUGCCGGUUGACUCACAAGAUGGCCUUGCUCUAUGUUGCAAAAUAAAGGAAAAGUUUGUGGGCACUAU